Molecule: messenger RNA, 899 nt
Organism: Cercospora beticola
Lineage: Eukaryota; Fungi; Ascomycota; Dothideomycetes; Mycosphaerellales; Mycosphaerellaceae
Gene: NPC2
Product: sterol transporter
Biological process (GO): intracellular sterol transport
Molecular function (GO): sterol binding
Source: RefSeq, a predicted model, not a curated record
GUCGUCCUCCACGACCAAACACCGCCUCAUCGCCUCUAUCUCUCUAUCCUCUCUACCCACGACCGUCGCGAGCAGAUCGUGUUCAGAGCUCCGCCAGCAUGAAGCUUUUCUCCGUCCUAUCCUCGGCGUUGCUUGCCACCGCCGUGACAGCUCGGUCCACACUCGUCAAGCGAGACGACAACCUCUCAGUACCCGGCGAGAACCCACUUGAGUUCUGUCAAGACCCAGCGGACAACAUCCUCGCCAUCAAGAAGGUUGACCUCGACCCCAACCCACCUAAGGCUGGUACAAAGCUCCAAGUUGCCGCCACCGGUGUCCUCGCCGAAGACGUCGAACAAGGCGCCAAAGUGGCAUAUACUGUCAAAUACGGCGUCAUCACCAUCCUGCACUCGACCGCAGAUCUUUGCGAAACCGUAGCAAACGUCGACCUCGAAUGUCCGCUGAAGAAGGGUGAUUUGACGCUCACAAAAGAUGUGGACCUGCCAGCACAAAUUCCUCCGGGAACAUACACCGUGGAAGCCACUGUGGUCACCAAGGAUGAUAAGCCAAUUACAUGUCUGAAGGCUAAGGUGCAGUUCAAGGCCGGGGGUUCUGCGCUCGAAGGCCUGUUCAAGGAGGGUUUGUAGGAGAGCCCAAAGCGGAAGGGAAGCGAUGCGAAAGCUAGAAUGGAUACGUGCCGGAAUUGACCAGGAUAAAUGGCGCAACAAGCCAGUGUUUGCGCGCGCUGGCUUGAAAGUGUCGUUCUCUUUCGCGAGAACUACGUCCGACCGCGAGCCAUGUAUCUCAACCUCAGCAUGUUCCACAAGCACUUCUCAGCACGGCGUUUGGGGAUAGCAUUAAUGUUGUAUGACCUAGCUUGACUGAAUAUACGUACGGAUGAAUAUGUGCAAACCACACCC